Messenger RNA from Vigna unguiculata (cowpea), 474 nucleotides. RefSeq lists its product as uncharacterized. The record is from RefSeq and is a predicted model, not a curated record. NCBI's taxonomy places the organism in Eukaryota, Viridiplantae, Streptophyta, Magnoliopsida, Fabales, Fabaceae. Gene Ontology annotation, molecular function: zinc ion binding; nucleic acid binding.
AUGGUAGUGACAGGUCGCAAAUUCAACGUGAACUUGGUGUGCUUGCCCUUGGAGGGAUUGGAUGUGAUAUUGGGGAUGGACUGGUUGUCUAACAAUCACAUCAUAAUUGAUUGUGGACUACGCAGUUUGGUAUUCCUAGAACAUGAAGGGUUGGAGUUGGUCUCAACUUGUGAGGCUGUGAAAACGCUGCAAGAAGGAGCCAUGUGUUUUAUGGUGAUGGCUAAACCAGAGAAGAAAGGUGCAGCGGAGAUGAUUCAGAAUAUUCAGGUGGUUAAUGAGUACGCAGAUGUGUUUCUGAAUGAAGUACCAGGAUUGCCACCGAGUCAGGAUGUUGACUUCACCAUUGACAUAAUUCCUGGUGCGGGUCCCGUGUCCAUGAAUCCAUAUCGAAUGGCACCUGUAAAAUUGGCAGAACUCAAGAAGCAAAUUAAAGAGUUUGUAGAGAAGAAGUACAUUCGGCCUAGUGCUUCAUAG